This is a messenger RNA of Aspergillus affinis, 972 nucleotides long. RefSeq names its product isopenicillin N synthase family dioxygenase. Gene Ontology annotation, molecular function: dioxygenase activity. Lineage: Eukaryota; Fungi; Ascomycota; Eurotiomycetes; Eurotiales; Aspergillaceae. The coding region runs from base 1 to 972 and encodes 323 amino acids. The transcript has 3 exons. The record is from RefSeq and is a predicted model, not a curated record.
AUGCUUCAGGUUGUCACGCUAAACCUUGCUAACUGGCUCGGCAAUCGGCCCGAUGAAAAACAAUGCUUCGCACGUACGCUUUGUGAGGGCCUGAAGGACUGUGGGUUUGUCAGAUUAGUUAACCACGGAAUAACCGACGAUAUCAUCGACGGUUUGGAGGAGUGUAAAACCAAAUUCUUCUCUUUGCCUACAUCAGAGAAGACGAAAAUAGUGAACCUGCCUGGUCCAAAACCACAGAGAGGAUGGAGUGGCCUGGGGGUGGAGAAAACUGCUCAUCUAUAUAACCCCAAUAUCACGGAACCAUCAGGCUAUGAGGAUGCAAAGGAGCACUAUGACUGUGGCCCACCACAGGACACCAUGUUCCCAAACCUAUGGCCAGAUGAGAAUCUGGUGCCUGGCUUUCGUACCUCUAUCGAGGCAUUCUUUGUUCAAGCUGAGGCAAUCAGCAUGCACCUGAUGGAAGCACUAGAGGUUGGAUUCGGGCUUUCCCCUGGUGCUUUCACUCGCCUCUGCGAGGGACACAACGGUGAGCUACGGGUGAACCACUACCCCAGCAUUCCAGCUUCGAGCAUCACGAACGGAUCGACGAACCGGAUCUGGCCGCAUGUUGACUUUAGCAUUAUCACGCUUCUCUUUCAAGAUCAGACUGGUGGCUUAGAAGCAUGGGACAGUACAUCAGAGACGUUCGCCCCGUUACUGCCGGGGUCGAAAAGUGAACUGUUGGUCAACUCAGGCAAUAUACUCCAGCGGUGGACAAAUGACGUGAUUAAGGGUGGCUUGCAUCGUGUGGGUUUGCCGCAUGAGUAUGGUGAUACGCUUCCCCAGCGUUACUCAGUAGCGUAUUUCAUGAAAGCACCACGAGACAAGAGUGUGGGGGCUCAAGAGGCGUUCAUGAAGGAUGACAAGCCAACAAAUUAUAGCAAUAUUACGAUUUUGGACUAUCAGAAAGGUUGGACUGGGCAGCUUUACUAA